Molecule: messenger RNA, 390 nt
Organism: Vanrija pseudolonga
Lineage: Eukaryota; Fungi; Basidiomycota; Tremellomycetes; Trichosporonales; Trichosporonaceae
Exons: 2
Coding region: 1-390 (129 amino acids)
Source: RefSeq, a predicted model, not a curated record
AUGCAGCGCGUGUGGUGCGCCAUUGUCGGCUGCCCACAGCGCGAAAAGCGUGGUGGGGUCACGCCAGACGGACAGGCUCUCCCAGACUGGCUCUCAUGGUCGACUCAUCCCGUUGGGUUCGGGGUGGGCAUAUGGUGGCUCGACAAGACCACCGCGGACCUCGACGUCGGCCUCUACGAGCACGACCAGUCCUUCAACCUCGCAGACCUCGUCGAGCGCAGCCACAACAGCCUCGUCCUCAGGUACUGCCUCCCUGGGGUCCUCGUCGUCCCUCACCGCCACCGCCUCCGCCUCCCUGUCUUCCUCAUCUGUCUCGUCGACAUCAAGUCGAAGCUCGAGUACAGGGACAUCGAGUGCGUAGAUCGUCGGCCGGCCACCAAUCGAUGCUGA